Messenger RNA from Atta colombica, 1466 nucleotides. RefSeq names its product phosphatidylglycerophosphatase and protein-tyrosine phosphatase 1 (gene PTPMT1). Gene Ontology annotation, biological process: protein dephosphorylation. The coding region runs from base 213 to 1412 and encodes 399 amino acids. Lineage: Eukaryota; Metazoa; Arthropoda; Insecta; Hymenoptera; Formicidae. The record is from RefSeq and is a predicted model, not a curated record. Gene Ontology annotation, molecular function: protein tyrosine/serine/threonine phosphatase activity; GTP binding; phosphatidylinositol-4,5-bisphosphate 5-phosphatase activity. The transcript is spliced from 6 exons.
AUUCCGCGAUAACCUACUUGCUGGUAUUUAUCUCGCUUAGCCUUUCGUGCUCCGGCUAUUUAUUGUCAUACAAUUUAUUAUAUUAUUGCAUUAUUGUCAAUGUUUGAAUUAUGAUACAUAUUUUUUGAGACGAAUUUUAAAUAGGCUUUCUAGAAUUUAUCAGAAGGGAUUAUCGAUUUGAGGACUUAGCGAAAGUAUACUGAAACCACGGCAUGACAAACACUGGAGGUAAAGUAAUCGCCAAUCUGCGACAAAAAUUCGUGUCGCCAAAGGUGUUGCGAUGGUUCCCUGGGCAUAUGACGAAAGGUCUAAGACAGAUGCAGCAGCGAUUGAAAAAUAUCGAUUGCAUCCUAGAAGUUCACGAUGCUCGGGUACCAAUCUCCGGACGUUAUGCAGACUUUAGCAGAACUUUGACCGGCUUGAAACCACAUAUACUUGUACUAAGCAAAAAAGAUUUAGCUGAUACGACAUGCACAGACAGUAUAGUUUCUAUGUUGAACAGAGAAGGACUGUUCAACAUAAUCUUUACAAACCUGAAAAAUCAACAUUGCAAAGGCAUGAAGCAGAUUUUGCCUCUAGCCAAGAAGUUGAUAUUAAAUUCACAACGUUACAAUAGAAUGAAAGAAGAGUCUUACUCCAUGAUGGUCAUUGGUGUACCCAAUGUUGGAAAAUCCUCUCUGAUUAAUUGUUUGAGAAACAAUCAUCUUCGUCUUUCGGGCAAAGCUACUCCUGUUGGUGCAACGGCUGGUAUCACUCGAGCCGUAAUGACUCAUAUAAAAAUAUCAGAGGAACCUGUAGUAUAUCUAAUUGAUACUCCAGCAAAAAUGUUUGCGAGGGUAACGUUUUAUCCAACCUUGCUUUAUAACAUUGUUAUGGAAAAAAUUACGACUCGGAAUUGGUACGAUAGAAUAGACGAGACUGUUAUAUUGGGCGCCUUACCACUUCGACGAACAACUAAACAGUUGAUAGACAAUGAAAAUAUAAAAGCUGUUGUGUCUAUGAAUGAAGAUUAUGAAUUGUCUUUAGUAUCAAACGCGGAAAAGGAAUGGCGCAGGUAUAACAUAGAAUUUUUACAGUUGUCUACAAUAGACAUCUUUCAAGCACCUUCGCAGGAAAAAUUACAGGACGGUGUAAAUUUUAUUAAUAAAUUUCGCAAUGUAUCAGAAAAAAAAUUAGAUAAUCCAGGUUACGACAAUAAUCACAACCAAUAUGGCACAGUUUAUGUUCAUUGUAAAGCAGGAAGAACAAGAAGUGCAACAUUGGUCGCGUGCUAUUUAAUAACAAAAAAUAAUUGGACUCCUGAAGAAGCGGUUAAUUACAUGCGAACGAAGAGACCACAUAUAUUGCUUCAUACAGCACAAUGGUCUGCGUUGAAGCAAUUUUAUGCGAAACAUGUACAAUGUCCUAACUAAAACUUUUUUAUAUAUUUGUUGAUGUUACUUUAUAACAAAUGAAAAGUAUAUAUA